AACACGAAUAAAAGAGAACGGAAGAAUGAUGAAUGUAAACAAAUAGACAUUCUUUCGAAAUUGAGCAUUUCUGAAAAUCAACUCCCUAUGCUCAAACACAACACCACAUCAAAAACCUCGGUGAUCUAUUUCUCAACAUCACAAACUCUGAGUUCACCUUCAACUCCUGAGCUCAAAAAUGGCGGACUCGUCAGGUAUGACGCUGAUGGAUCUGAUGACGUCGGACCCUAAGGCAGCCCCACCUCAAUCAUCUUCAUCUUCAACUUCAUCAUCGUCUUCAGCGGCAUCAGCGCCUCCACAAAUGGCGGGCAUGCCACCGCCUUCAUCGCUUGGGAAACCGGUUACUGAUCGGAAAACCAAGAGGACUACGCUUAUGCAGAUUCAGAAUGAUACAAUUUCUGCUGCUAAAGCUGUCCGUGCUAAUAUCUUGCCUCAAAAGCAGAAGAAAAGGCCGGUUUCAUAUGCACAACUUGCAAGGAGUAUACAUGAACUAGCAGCUACUUCUGAUCAAAAAAAUUCCCAAAGGCAGUUGGUGAAUCAUGUAUUUCCAAAGCUUGCUGUAUAUAACUCCGUUGAUCCGUCAUUGGCUCCAUCCCUUCUCAUGCUUGAUCAGCAGUGUGAAGAUAGAAGUGUUCUGCGAUAUGUCUAUUAUUACUUGGCAAGAAUUUUAUCAGAUACUGGUUCCCAAGGUCUAGGUACUGGUGGUGGCAUCCCGACUCCUAACUGGGAUGCUUUGGCCGACAUUGAUGCUGUUGGUGGGGUUACUCGAGCAGAUGUUAUUCCGAGAAUCAUCCAGCAACUUACUACCGAGUCUUUAAAUGAAGAUGUUGAAUUUCAUGCACGGAGACUACAAGCAUUGAAGGCUCUUACAUAUGCUCCAUCAAGCAACUCUGAAAUUCUAAUGAAAGUAUAUGAAAUUGUUUUUGGAAUUCUUGAUAAGGUUGCCGAUGGACCGAACAAACCGAAGAAAGGGAUUUUUGGAACUAAAGGUGGUGAUAAGGAGUUUGUCAUCCGGAGUAAUUUGCAAUAUGCUGCCUUGAGCGCUUUGAGAAGACUUCCUUUAGACCCAGGAAAUCCAGUGUUCCUUCAUCGUGCUGCACAGGGGAUUUCAUUUGCUGAUCCUGUUGCUGUUAGGCACUCAUUGGAGAUAAUCUCUGAGCUAGCAGCCAAAGACCCUUAUGCUGUCGCUAUGACGUUAGGAAAGCAAAUUUCCCCUGGAGGUGCGCUGCAUGAUGUUCUCCAUUUGCAUGAUGUUCUUGCAAGAGUUUCUCUUGCAAAAUUGUGCCAUACAAUAUCAAGAGCACGAGCACUAGAUGAAAGGCCUGAUAUCAAAACUCAAUUUAAUUCAUUGCUCUAUCAACUCCUCCUUGAUCCAAGUGAACGAGUUUGCUUUGAGGCAAUCCUGUGUGUAUUAGGAAAAUUUGACAACUCCGAAAGAACUGAAGAACGAGCUGCUGGAUGGUAUCGUUUAACUCGAGAGAUCUUGAAGCUGCCCGAUGCACCAUCUGUAUUGUCAAAGGAUGCUAAGAAAGAUGCCAAGGAUGAAGCUAAGGAUGUGCUCCCUCCAAAGUCCAAGGACAAAUCAAAGAAAACAAGGCGCCCUCAGCCCCUUAUUAAACUUGUCAUGAGAAGGUUGGAGAGUGCUUUUCGUAGUUUCUCUAGGCCUGUACUGCACGCAGCUGCAAGGGUUGUACAAGAAAUGGGAAAAAGUCGAGCUGCAGCUAUUUCUGUGGGUUUACAGGAUAUUGAUGAACGUGACUAUGUUAAUACAUUUUCUGAUUCAGUGGAUGAUUCUGAUGUUAAUGAAAGCUCACAUCCAGAAGGUAUUAGAAGAACAACUUCUGGUUCAAAUGGAACUGGUGCGAGGGAUACAAUAGCAAGCUUAUUAGCUUCAUUAAUGGAAAUAGUGCGGACAACAGUAGCUUGUGAAUGUGUUUAUGUUCGUGCUAUGGUAAUCAAAGCAUUGAUCUGGAUGCAGAGUCCUCAUGAAUCAUUUGAUGAACUAAAAUCCAUUAUUGCAUCAGAGUUGUCAGAUCCUGCAUGGCCAGCGGCGCUGUUGAAUGAUGUUUUGCUCACUCUCCAUGCUCGGUUCAAGGCAACUCCAGAUAUGGCUGUGACUCUACUGGAAAUUGCUCGGAUUUUCGCAACUAAGGUGCCUGGAAAGAUUGAUGCUGAUGUGCUACAACUCCUAUGGAAAACUUGCCUUGUUGGGGCUGGUCCGGAUGGCAAACACACCGCUUUGGAAGCAGUUACCAUUGUUCUCGAUUUACCUCCUCCACAGCCAGGUUCAAUGGCUGGGAUUACUUCUGUGGACAGAGUAUCAGCUUCUGAUCCAAAGUCAGCUUUAGCUUUACAAAGACUAGUCCAAGCAGCGGUAUGGUUUCUUGGCGAAAAUGCAAACUAUGCUGCAUCUGAAUACGCUUGGGAAUCAGCAACACCCCCAGGCACCGCAUUAAUGAUGUUGGAUGCUGAUAAAAUGGUGGCCGCAGCCAGUUCUCGUAACCCCACUCUAGCUACGGCUUUAACUCGACUUCAGAGGUGUGCCUUUAAUGGCAGUUGGGAGAUCCGUAUAGUUGCUGUGCAAGCUUUGACAACAAUGGCUAUCAGAUCCGGCGAGCCCUACAGAAUACAGAUCUAUGAGUUCUUAAAUGCUUUAGCUCAGGGUGGAGUACAGGCUAAGUUUUCUGAUCUGCAUGUUAGUAAUGGUGAAGAUCAAGGGGCAAGUGGCACAGGACUUGGAUCUCUUUUGAGUCCAAUGAUACAAGUUCUUGAUGAAAUGUAUAAAGCACAAGAUGAGCUUAUUAGGGACAUAAGGACCCAUGACAAUGCAAGUAAGGAGUGGACUGAUGAAGAACUCAAGAAAUUAUAUGAGACUCAUGAAAGACUUCUGGAUUUUGUUUCACUAUUUUGUUAUGUUCCUAGAGCAAAGUAUCUUCCUCUGGGACCGACAAGUGCUAAGCUUAUUGAGAUCUACCGCAACAAGCAUAAUAUAAGUGUAUCGACUGGUUUAGGUGGUUUCAGUAGCUUAAGUGAUCCUGCCGUUGCGACUGGGAUAUCUGACCUUAUGUACGAAACAAAGACUACACCUGCUGAAUCUGAUGGGCUUGACGAUGACCUUGUCAACGUGUGGGCGGCGAACCUUGGUGAUGAUGGUUUGCUGGGAAAGAAUGCACCUGCAAUGAAUAGAGUUAACGAGUUCCUUGCUGGCAUGGGAACUGAUGCCCCAGAUGUUGAAGAGGAAAACGUCAUCGCUAGACCGUCAGUUGGUUAUGAUGACAUGUGGGCAAAGACACUUUUGGAGACCACAGAAUUAGAGGAAGAUGAUGUGAGGUCAUCUGGAUCUUCUUCUCCAGAUUCAGCAGGAUCAGUUGGAACUUCCAUAUCAUCACACUUUGGAGGGAUGAAUUAUCCUUCCCUUUUCAGCUCAAAACCAUCCUAUGGAGGUUCACAAUCAUCAGAGAAGGCAACUAACAAGUAUUCCAUGGGGGGUAGUUCAUCCCUGUAUGAGGGUUAUGGUUCUCCGAUCAGAGAAGAACCCCCGCCCUAUGAUUCACAUGCCUUCGAGAGAGAAGAUUCAUUUGUUAAUCCUUUAGCCGGCCCUACAUCUCGUGCUUCUGGGUCCCAGGAUGAAGAACGAACUUCUUCCGGAAUUCCUCGGCCUGGAACAGCACUAUAUGACUUUACUGCUGGUGGAGAUGACGAGUUAAAUUUGACAGCAGGCGAACAGGUUGAAAUCGAGGAUGAAGUGGAUGGCUGGUUUUUUGUAAGGAAAAAGCGUCCCGGCAGAGAUGGCAAGACGGCUGGGCUAGUGCCUGUACUUUAUGUAAAUCAGUCUUGAUCGUGCCUCUACUUCUGUAAAUCAGUUUUUGCAUCGCAUGGUGGCUUUAGAAACCACUUACCGCGCACCUUGUGGUUUUUGAAAUGUCUAGUAACUGAAUCUGCGGCUCAUAUACCACACUAGAGAAAAAAAAGUUUGUCAUUUACGGUUCAUGAUCAUUGACGCCGAUGGAUAAAUCACAUUGAUUGAAACUCGUAAGUUCUAUACUAGGUUGUAUUCAUGGAUUUGUUUAGUGAAGCUGAGUGUGUGUUAUCUGUAUAUCUCCUGCUUAACUCUAGAAGCUACAUUUUUUUUCUUUUCUUGUGGUGUUUGUAGUCAGGUUUGCCUUUUGAAACUCGUUCUGUGAUCGAGUGCCUGAUCAAAAUGAACUGACAUUGUUGGCAUAACAAAUUAGUAUUUAGGUUGUGCGUGGACUGGUCCAAUUACAGUGUGAUAUAGACAUAUAGUGCUGAUAUUUCGAGACGGCAGUAUGUAAACCCAUUCUUUGUAGCAUUUGAUGUGGUACUGACAUCCCACUGAGUCAGUAUGUAAUAACCAUUUUUGGUAGCGUGUAUGUUGUUUCUUCUAAUCACCUUAAACUUUUUCUUACUUGAUCUUGGUAUAUAAUUCUAUUCAUGAA
Messenger RNA from Beta vulgaris subsp. vulgaris (sugar beet), 4457 nucleotides. RefSeq lists its product as hypothetical. The record is from RefSeq and is a predicted model, not a curated record. Gene Ontology annotation, molecular function: protein binding. The transcript has 27 exons. Lineage: Eukaryota; Viridiplantae; Streptophyta; Magnoliopsida; Caryophyllales; Amaranthaceae. The coding region runs from base 179 to 3838 and encodes 1219 amino acids.